CUGUUCGCCGAGGAAAACGACGACGGCGAUCGAGCAACUGCUCCACCCCCCGCGCCCCCUCCUCGUCGUCGUCUUCUUCCUCCUCGCCUCUUCCUCGAUUCUCAUUCGUCGCAGAAGCUGGCCCCGUCCGAACCUUCUCCCCUCUCUCUCUCUCUCUAGGAGCUCGGUCAGGACAAGAAGCGUUAUCUCGGGGGGACGGCCGGGAACCACGAGCCUUGCCCCCUCGCGGGCGCUGUCGCCACGUGUCGUUGGAAACUUCCGCUGCCACCAGAUAGACCCAUCCUCUCCCUCUUUCACACAACCAAUUCGAUUUAUCCCCAUUAGUAUUCUAUAUUCGUCAUCGUUAUCAUCUCUCCUCGAAUAAAGCGCAUUCUGAGCUCGGCCUUACCUUGCACGAGGGGUUCUUAUAUACAGAGAAUACGUGUCCCAGUGAUUUCACAGAGAGAGAGAGAGAGAUGGACCACGCAGGCGAUGCGCACCGGACCGAUUUGAUGACCAUAACCCGGUUCGUGCUCAACGAGCAGUCCCGGCACCCGGAGUCCCGCGGCGAUUUCACCAUCCUCCUCAGUCACAUUGUUCUCGGAUGCAAGUUCGUCUGCUCUUGCGUUAACAAGGCAGGCCUUGCCAAAUUGAUCGGGCUUGCUGGAGAGACCAAUGUCCAGGGUGAAGAGCAGAAGAAGCUGGAUGUGCUUUCGAAUGAAGUAUUUGUAAAGGCAUUAGUCAGCAGUGGCCGCACAAGCAUUCUUGUGUCAGAGGAGGAUGAAGAGGCCACGUUUGUGGAGUCAGCCAAGCGUGGAAAGUAUUGUGUUGUUUUUGAUCCGCUGGAUGGAUCCUCUAACAUCGACUGUGGUGUUUCCAUUGGAACCAUCUUUGGGAUCUAUAUGAUCAAGCAUGCCAAUGAUCCAACUUUAGAGGAUGUGUUGCAACCUGGGAAAAACAUGCUGGCAGCUGGCUAUUGCAUGUAUGGCAGCUCUUGCACGCUUGUGCUAAGCACUGGAUGUGGUGUUAAUGGUUUUACCCUGGACCCAUCAUUGGGCGAAUUCAUCCUCACCCAUCCAGACAUCAAGAUUCCAAAGAAAGGGAAGAUCUACUCAGUGAAUGAGGGAAAUGCUAAAAACUGGGAUGGUCCAACUGCUAAGUAUGUUGAGAAAUGCAAGUUCCCAAAAGAUGGGUCAUCCUCAAAAUCUUUAAGAUAUAUUGGAAGCAUGGUAGCUGAUGUUCAUCGUACCUUACUAUAUGGAGGUGUCUUUUUGUACCCUGCUGAUAAGAAGAGUCCCAGUGGAAAACUGCGCGUUCUUUAUGAAGUCUUCCCGAUGUCCUUCUUGAUGGAACAAGCAGGAGGUCAGGCCUUUACUGGAAAGCAACGGGCACUUGACUUGAUCCCAACCAAGAUACAUGAGCGGUCUCCCAUAUUCCUCGGCAGCUACGACGACGUGGAGGAAAUCAAGGCACUCUACGCUGCUGAAGAGGACAAAAAAUAAAGCUGUAGUUUGCUCUUUUCUUGUGUUCGCAUCAGACAAGACCUUGUCCAACUACCAGGCUUGAUUGAUCGUGGGUUCACAAGAUUAGAACCCUCUAUAUUGUUUACUUUUAACCAGAUAUUGGAAUAAAUACUUUGUCAGCAACCUUUGUUGAUCUUUGAUAGGUAGAAAGUCUAAAUUACAGUGAUUUUCAAG
Molecule: messenger RNA, 1676 nt
Organism: Eucalyptus grandis
Lineage: Eukaryota; Viridiplantae; Streptophyta; Magnoliopsida; Myrtales; Myrtaceae
Product: fructose-1,6-bisphosphatase, cytosolic
Exons: 12
Coding region: 456-1481 (341 amino acids)
Biological process (GO): gluconeogenesis; fructose 6-phosphate metabolic process; fructose 1,6-bisphosphate metabolic process
Cellular component (GO): cytosol; cytoplasm
Molecular function (GO): fructose 1,6-bisphosphate 1-phosphatase activity
Source: RefSeq, a predicted model, not a curated record